UGAAACCUAGAGCCGCCCUCUUCCUUUCAUUUCCCUAGUUUCCAUUUCUCUUUCUUUUGAGAAACUAUGACUAAAAGGAAGCUAAAACUAGCCUUCAUCGAGAACGACUCGUCACGAAAAGCGACAUUCAGGAAAAGGAGGACGGGCUUCAUGAAGAAGAUGUAUGAAAUCAAUAAACUUUGUGAUGUCCCAACAUGUGCUAUCAUGUAUAGUCCAGAUCAGCCUCAACCUGAUGUCUGGCCUGAUCCUUCGGAGGUGCGACGCCUCAUCGAGCUGUUUAAGAACGUGCCUGAGAAGGAGCGAAACAAAAAGAUGGUGACCCAUGGGAUGUUUCUGAAGCAGAGGAUCGAAAAGGAGCAGGAGAAGCUGAACAAGUUGAAGAAAGAAAACCGAGAGAAAGAACUUCGGAUGGCCAUGAGCCAAUGCCUCGCGGGGAAACCCUUAAAUGGCUUGGACUUCACCAAUUUACAGGAAAUGGGGUGGAUGAUCGACGAGAAGUUGAAGGACAUUGCCGUGACAAAGAGCCGAAAGGAGAACGAGCUGGCAAAGAUAAAUCAACCCUUAGUUGGACAACCACCAGCGCAUGCAACAUCAGCCGAUGAGAACACUCAAGACGCCAUACAACUGGCUCCAUGGUCUGUGGGGGGCGUGCGGAGCUCAAAAUUUGGUGAAGUGGAUGAUCAGAUAAUGCCGCUUGGGGAUUAUUAGGACUACCAUGUUCGGUGGUGCUAGGUGGUCUAAGAACCCUUUUAAUUUCUCUUAAGCUAUUUAAGUAGUUUUUGUUGUUUGUUAUUUCUGUUGUUUUGCUUCAGCGUUGUUUUAAGUUAUUUCUAGUUUGAUGCUUGUUUACCUUGGUAUCAAAACCACAGGGUUUGUAUGUCUCUUAAUUUCUUGAUUUUAUGUACUAAAAAUUAA
Molecule: messenger RNA, 915 nt
Organism: Pyrus x bretschneideri (Chinese white pear)
Lineage: Eukaryota; Viridiplantae; Streptophyta; Magnoliopsida; Rosales; Rosaceae
Product: agamous-like MADS-box protein AGL80
Exons: 1
Coding region: 67-708 (213 amino acids)
Biological process (GO): positive regulation of transcription by RNA polymerase II
Molecular function (GO): RNA polymerase II cis-regulatory region sequence-specific DNA binding; protein dimerization activity; DNA-binding transcription factor activity, RNA polymerase II-specific
Source: RefSeq, a predicted model, not a curated record